This is a messenger RNA of Drosophila suzukii, 2117 nucleotides long. The record is from RefSeq and is a predicted model, not a curated record. Lineage: Eukaryota; Metazoa; Arthropoda; Insecta; Diptera; Drosophilidae.
AGCGAUAAGAUAAGCCAUAGGCAGCCACAAAUAAUAUCAACUGGCCAUGGGUCUGAUGGCUCAUUGCGGUGGCUCGAUUCAAGAAAUUCGGUCGAUAAUAGUAACGGCCAAAGAUUUAAAAAGCCAAUAUUCGAGGCCCUACCUUACAUAUAAUUCGUUUUUUCCAUAACGCUGAAGAAAUGGCUAAAAUCUGGGUGGCCAUAUCGCUAUUCCUAGGCGUUCUGGCAUCCGGCGAAAAUCUUGGAGCUGGAAGCAUAGAGCCCAAGAUUGUGGGCGGUAGUGCGACAAGUAUAGAACAGGUUCCAUACCAGGUGUCCGUUCGUCUAACUGCCAACGAUAGGAAGAGCUAUGGUUCCGGUCAUUUAUGCGGCGGAGUGGUGAUUUCCCAGCGUUUGGUGGCCACCGCCGCCCAUUGUUGUUACAUGAGUGAUAAAAAGAAAUAUCGAACUGCUGGUGAGUUCGUCAUAGUCAUGGGCAGUACCUAUUUGAGGAGCUACACCAAUCUCACAUUGGAGUACUACCUGCAGGAGUUAAUCCCCCAUGAGAACUACAAUUCCGACUCGUUGGUCAACGAUAUCGCACUGAUGUUCAUCAAUGGAUAUAUUCCCUGGAACUGGCCAACAGUGAAGGCCCUGGCCCUAAACAGCCAACUAGUGGCCACGAGCACCGAUUGUCUGAUCUCAGGAUGGGGUCUUCUCCAGGAGGGCGGUACUGCGAGCAGUAAUACCCUGCAGUCUGCCACGGUUCCCAUAGUCGCCUACGCCACCUGCCGCAUUUCCUACGGCUCCAUUCCGCUUUCCCAGGUGUGUGCAGGAUAUUGGACUGGGGGAGUGGACGCCUGCCAGGGCGAUUCCGGAGGACCUAUGAGUUGUAACGGAAAACUGGCCGGCAUCGUCUCUUACGGCGCUGGAUGCGCGGCAGCUGGUUAUCCGGGUGUCUACACCAAUGUAUCGUACUAUAAUAGUUGGAUCGUCCAGAAGAACAGCUCCCUAAACUAUACGCUAUAUCAUAAUGGAGGAAUUCGGCUGGGUUCGGGUUGGUCCUUCCUCGGGACAUGUAUUUCACUGAUCCUGGCCUUCGCCUUAGAUCUCAGAAUUUGUUUUAUUGGGAUAGGAAAUAUAGACGGUUGUGGGAUUUCGUCGCAUCCCAUGGACCACCAAUGGAUGUGCCAGCUGAUGUUGCUGAUUUUAGCGGCCGAUCCCAAACCUAGCCACGCCCUGAUUCUACAGCCGAUGUCCACAGCCUCGUCCUUUGUGAUCCUGCCGAAGAUUGUGGGCGGCUAUACGGUGACCAUUGACCAAGUGCCCUUUCAGGUGUCCGUUCGACGACGUCCUGUCCACCAGCGGCGCUUCGGAAUGGGUCAUGUGUGCGGCGGAGCGGUCAUCUCCCAGCGGGUCGUCUGCUCAGCGGCCCACUGUUACGCCAUAAAUAACUCAGUACCGCUGCACUAUCGUGAUCCAGAGCAAUUUGUGGUCGUGGCCGGCAGCAGUGCCAUCGAUCGGGCGGACCGCUUCACCCAGGAGUACCUCGUGCAGCGGAUCGUCGGCCACGAGCGGUACAACAUGACCACGCUGGAGAACGACAUCGCCCUGCUCUUCCUCAAUGGAUUCAUUCCGUGGCAAUCGCAAGCGAUUCGGCCGAUACCGCUGGCCAAGGAAGCACCCGAAGAGGGCACCAUCUGUCUCAUACAUGGCUGGGGCAAGGUCACUAAGAAGGACAAAUCGGCCACGUUGCAACAGGCCCCUGUACCGAUACUGAACAAGGAGCUCUGCCAGGUGAUCUACAAGCUACCCGCCUCGCAGAUGUGUGCCGGAUUCCUGCAGGGCGGUAUCGAUGCCUGCCAGGGGGACUCCGGCGGACCGCUGAUCUGCGACGGACAUUUGGCCGGAAUAAUAUCGUGGGGCGUUGGCUGUGCGGAUCCAGGCUACCCGGGUGUUUACACCAAUGUCUCACACUUCUUAAAAUGGAUUCGGAAAGCCAACGCUUCGCUGGAUUACUCCGAAUAUCGCCAAAUGACGCCGCAGAGUCUGGCUAGCCGUCGAGCUAUAUCAUCUCUGUUCUUGGAUAUUGUCCUUCUGGGACUCAUCAUUAGCCUUCUUUGACGAUCGGACAGCCCA